This is a messenger RNA of Tribolium madens (black flour beetle), 914 nucleotides long. RefSeq lists its product as uncharacterized. The record is from RefSeq and is a predicted model, not a curated record. Gene Ontology annotation, biological process: regulation of transcription by RNA polymerase II. The transcript is spliced from 2 exons. The coding region runs from base 154 to 810 and encodes 218 amino acids. Lineage: Eukaryota; Metazoa; Arthropoda; Insecta; Coleoptera; Tenebrionidae. Gene Ontology annotation, molecular function: DNA binding. Gene Ontology annotation, cellular component: nucleus; transcription regulator complex.
GGUCGGCGUGAUCGAAGCAGAAGCAAGAGUGUGUGGCGCGGCAACGCAACUGCGCACGCCUACAAGUCAUAACCAACAACAAGAAACACUGAAAUAGUCGCUGAGCUGAAAUUGCAUUAGGGUUGUUAUUUGACUGUAAAUAGAAUUUUGAUUAUGCUGCGUAGUACAAUAAAUUCGGAUAAACUCAUUGAAGAAGUUCAAAAACGGCCGGCUUUGUACGACUUCAAAGCGACCGGAAACAACGACUCUAACGCUAGAAGAGCGCAUUGGGAGGAAAUCGCCAAAGAACUGUUUCUCGAACUGUGGGCAACUUCCACGGCUACGGAAAAAGAAGCUUUAGUAAAAGAAGUACAAGCAAAAUGGAAAAACCUGCGUGACGCUUACAUCCGCGUCCGAAAACAAGAAAAAGACGAGCAAAUGAAAGGCAUAGUAAAAAGCCGAAAAAAAUACAUCUUCUACGAUAAACUUUCAUUUCUUGAGUUGACAACUAGGGGAGCACAAAGUGCAAACGUGAUUUUUCUAGAAGAACACGAGGAGAAAAACGACGACAGUAUGGAAAGCAUAAACUUAAAUACUUGCAAAACGCACCAAGAAAUAGACAAUUCCGACCACUUAUUGAAUAUCCUACAGGAACUGGUGAAAAUGCAGAAAGAAGAUCGAGUCAAUGAUAGAAUGGGAAAUAAGAAGUUUCUUCUGUCACUUUUGCCGUUUAUGGAAAAGUUACCAGACGAUGUUAACUUAGAAGUACGACUUCAAUUGAUGAGCAUUCUGCAGACUUAUACCAAUGGGGAAAGUUUUAUGAAAGCAUAAGAAAGCAUUCACAAAAUGCUAUGUUUUAAUUAUUGUAAGACACUUAAUUAACCAUUAUUUUUUUACUGUUAAUAACGGCUUUCAGUUACAAAAUAAACGUUUUC